Messenger RNA from Naegleria lovaniensis, 573 nucleotides. RefSeq lists its product as uncharacterized. Gene Ontology annotation, molecular function: calcium ion binding. NCBI's taxonomy places the organism in Eukaryota, Heterolobosea, Eutetramitea, Acrasida, Naegleriidae. The record is from RefSeq and is a predicted model, not a curated record. The coding region runs from base 1 to 573 and encodes 190 amino acids. The transcript is spliced from 6 exons.
AUGGGACAAGGCAACUCUUCACAAUCUCAAACUACGCUCGAGAAAAGCAUACUCGACAAGUUAGCAAAGGAGACACAUUAUGAUAAAAAAGAAAUCAAUCAAUUACAUACACAGUUUUUUUCAGAGGUUCCGAGUGGAUUUAUUCCGAAAGAGGAUUUUAGUCAAUUAACAGAGUUGAUGGGAAUUAAAGAUCAAUUUAUAACAUCCCUUGUAUUUAACGCAUUUGAUAGAGAUAGAGAUUCAAAAAUUUCUUUUGAUGAGUUUGUAUAUGCAAUGAGCGUCAUGACAAGAGGAACGGCUGAUGAAAAGUUAGAGUUUGCAUUCAAGCUCUAUGAUUUGAAUCAUGAUGGAUAUAUUUUGAAAAGUGAAAUGACACGAAUUGUCAGUGCACUCUACCAAAUGUUGGGAGAUUUAGUGACACUCCAAGGAGAUUUGGAUACACCUGUAAAAUUAGUUGACAAAAUAUUCAUGGAAAUGGAUACCAAUGGAGAUGGAAGAUUAACUUUAGAAGAAUACAAAGUUGGAGCAAAGAAAUGUCCAGAGAUUGUGAAUGGACUUGGGCUCUUCUUUUGA